Talpa occidentalis (Iberian mole) is the source of this 5770-nucleotide messenger RNA. It is a transcript of the gene MAP3K4, whose product is annotated as mitogen-activated protein kinase kinase kinase 4. The record is from RefSeq and is a predicted model, not a curated record. Bases 1 to 4800 code for a protein of 1599 amino acids. Gene Ontology annotation, molecular function: protein kinase activity; ATP binding. Gene Ontology annotation, biological process: protein phosphorylation; MAPK cascade. NCBI's taxonomy places the organism in Eukaryota, Metazoa, Chordata, Mammalia, Eulipotyphla, Talpidae. The transcript is spliced from 28 exons.
AUGACCACGGUCCUCUACCUGUCAAUCGUUUACUUGUCAGUCCUCUACCUGUCGGUCCUCUACCUGUCGGUCCUCUACCUGUCGGUCCUCUACCUGUCGGUUGUCUUGCCCACUCUGAUGCCGCCGGAACCCGAGCCCGAGCCCGAGCGCGGCCGGGCGGCCAGGCACGAUUGCACUCCGGGAGAUUCAGCUUGCAAGAAUUCUGAAUCUGACCCUGAGGACUUUUCAGAUGAAACCAACACGGAGAACCUUUAUAGCAGCUCUCCUCCCAGCACACCCCGACAGAUAAAGCGCAUGUCAACCAAGCACCAAAGGAACAGCUUAGGGAGGCCUGCCAGUCGGUCCAAUUUGAAAGAAAAAAUGAACACCCCAAGCCAGCCUCCACACAGAGACACUGGGAAAGCCGUGGAGAGCGUGGAAGAGCACAGCUACAAGCAGGAGAAGAAGGUCCGCGCGGCUCUCAGGACAACAGAGCGUGACCAUAAAAAAAACGUGCAGUGCUCCUUCAUGUUGGACUCAGUCGGUGGGUCUUUGCCCAAAAAGUCAAUUCCGGACGUGGAUCUCAAUAAGCCUUACCUCAGCCUCGGCGGCAGCAACACUAAGCUCCCGGUGUCGGUGCCCCUGCCCAUGCCCAUCCCCAGGGCCGCGCGCCAGACCUCGCGCACCGACUGCCCGGCGGACCGCCUCAAGUUCUUUGAGACCUUACGACUUCUGCUCAAGCUUACCUCAGUCUCGAAGAAGAAGGACAGGGAGCAGAGAGGACAGGAGAACACGUCUGCCUUCUGGUUGAACCGAUCGAACGAGCUCAUCUGGCUGGAGCUGCAGGCCUGGCAUGCUGGACGCACCAUCAACGACCAGGACCUCUUUCUGUACACAGCCCGCCAGGCCAUCCCAGACAUCAUCAACGAGAUCCUGACCUUCAAGGUUAACUACGGGAGCUUUGCCUUUGUUAGAAAUGGAGCUAGUUUUAAUGGUACUUCAGGAGAAGGGCCGGGCAAGGCGCCUCACGGAGCGAGGAGCAUGGGUCACGCCACCUAUCACGAGCAUCUCCAUCGCCAGAGGGUGUCGUUCGAGCAGGUGAAACGCAUCAUGGAGCUGCUGGAGUACAUAGAAGCACUUUACCCAUCGUUGCAGGCUCUUCAGAAGGACUAUGAAAAAUACGCUGCGAAAGACUUCCAGGACAGGGUGCAGGCACUCUGUUUGUGGUUGAACAUCACAAAAGACUUAAAUCAGAAACUAAGGAUUAUGGGCACUGUUUUGGGCAUCAAGAAUUUGUCAGACAUUGGCUGGCCAGUGUUUGAGAUCCCUUCUCCUCGACCAUCCAAAGGCCACGAUCCCGAAGAUGAGUGUGAUGACGCAGGAGGAGGGCUGAGAGAGCUGGGGAGCAGUACGGAGGAGAGCGAGGAGGAGCCGGCCUCUGAGCCGCGGGCGCCCGAGGCCAGGCAGCCGGGCGAGGGUAGUUUCAACUUCCAGCUCCAGGACUGCAGGUCUCAGAAGCUGGAGAGGCUUGAGUCUGAGGAUGAGUCUGUCGGCUGGGGAGCGCCAGAUGGCAGCUCAGAAGCAGGCUUUAGCAGACAUUGUCUGACUUCUAUUUAUAGGCCAUUUGUAGACAAAGCACUGAAGCAGAUGGGGUUGAGAAAGUUAAUUUUAAGACUUCACAAGCUGAUGGACGGUUCCUUGCAAAGGGCACGUGUUGCCCUGGUAAAGAGUGACCGUCCCCUGGAGUUUUCCGAAUUCCCGGAUCCUAUGUGGGGUUCUGAUUAUGUGCACUUGUCCAGGACACCUCCUUCCUCAGAACAGAAGUGCAGCACUGUGUCCUGGGGAGAGCUGAAGGCCAUGGACUUACCCUCAUUCGAACCCGCCUUCCUGGUCCUCUGCCGAGUCCUUCUCAACGUCAUCCAUGAGUGUCUCAAGCUGAGGUUGGAACAGAGGCCUGCGGGAGAACCAUCUCUUCUGAGUAUUAAGCAGCUGGUGCGGGAGUGUAAGGAGGUGCUGAAGGGCGGCCUGCUGAUGAAGCAGUAUUACCAGUUCAUGCUGCACGAGGGCCCGCGGGACCUGGAGGAGGCCGACUGCAACAUCGACGCCUUCCAGGAGGACCUGCACAAGAUGUUGAUGGUCUAUUUUGAUUACAUGAGAAGCUGGAUCCAAAUGCUACAGCAAUUACCUCAAGCAUCCCAUAGUUUAAAAAAUCUGUUAGAAGAAGAAUGGAAUUUCACCAAAGAAAUAACCCAUUACAUCCGGGGCGGAGAAGCUCAGGCUGGAAAGCUUUUCUGCGACAUCGCAGGAAUGCUGCUGAAGUCCACAGGAAGCUUCCUGGAGUCUGGCUUACAGGAGAGCUGUGCUGACUUCUGGACCAGCGCUGACGAUAGUAGCGCUUCAGACGAAAUCAGGAGAUCUGUUAUUGAGAUUAGUCGAGCACUGAAGGAGCUCUUCCACGAGGCCAGGGAAAGAGCCUCGAAAGCCCUUGGAUUUGCUAAAAUGUUGAGAAAGGACCUGGAAAUAGCGGCCGAGUUCACCCUUUCAGCCCCACUGAGAGAGCUGCUGGAUGUUCUGAAGUCAAAACAGUAUGUUAAGGUACAGAUUCCUGGCUUGGAAAACUUGCACGUGUUUGUCCCAGACAUUCUUGCUGAGGAGAAGAGUAUUAUUUUGCAGUUACUCAAUGCAGCUGCCGGCAAGGACUGCUCAAAAGAUUCAGAUGACGUACUCAUUGAUGCCUACCUACUUCUGACCAAGCACAGUGACCGUGCACGGGACUCGGAUGACAGCUGGGCCGCGUGGAACGCUCAGCUGGUGAAAAUUGUGCCUCAGGUGGAGACGGUGGAUACUCUGAGGAGCAUGCAGGUGGAAAACCUUUUACUAGUUGUCAUGCAGUCGGCCCACCUCACCAGUCAGAGAAAGGCCUUCCAGCAGUCCAUUGAGGGGCUCAUGACUCUGCGCCAGGAGCAGACCUCCAGUCAGCCUGUCAUUGCCAAGGCUUUGCAGCAGCUCAAGAAUGAUGCAUUAGAGCUUUGCAACAGAAUAAGUGAUGCCAUAGACCGUGUGGACCACAUGUUUACUUCAGAAUUUGAUGCUGAAGUUGAUGAAUCUGAAUCUGUCACCUUGCAACAAUAUUACCGAGAAGCAAUGAUUCAGGGGUACAAUUUUGGGUUUGAGUAUCAUAAGGAAGUUGUUCGCUUGAUGUCUGGAGAGUUUAGGCAGAAGAUAGGAGACAAAUACAUCAGCUUUGCCCGGAAAUGGAUGAAUUACGUGCUGACCAAAUGUGAGAGUGGCAGAGGCACCAGGCCCAGGUGGGCGACUCAGGGCUUUGACUUCCUCCAGGCCAUUGAACCAGCCUUUAUUUCCGCUUUGCCAGAAGAUGACUUCUUGAGUUUACAGGCCUUAAUGAACGAGUGCAUUGGCCACGUGAUAGGGAAGCCACACAGCCCUGUUACAGCGAUUCACCGGAACAGCCCCCGUCCUGUGAAGGUGCCCCGGUGCCACAGUGACCCUCCUAACCCGCAUCUGAUUAUCCCCACUCCAGAGGGAUUCAGCACUCGGAGCGUGCCCUCGGACGUGCGGAGCCACGGCAGCCCCGCGCCCAGUCGCCCCGGCCCCUCAGGCGGCGACUCUGCGCCACCCAAACCCAUCAGCAGUGCCCAUGACACCAGGGGCUCCAGUGUCCCUGAGAACGACCGCCUGGCUUCCAUCGCGGCCGAGCUGCAGUUCCGGUCCCUGAGCCGUCACUCCAGCCCCACCGAGGAGCGAGACGAACCAGCGUAUCCAAAAGGGGACUCCUGUGGGUCAGCCCGGAGAAGUUGGGAGCUUCGGACGCUCAUCAGCCAGACCAAGGAUACGGCUUCCAAACAGGGACCCAUAGAAGCUAUCCAGAAGUCAGUCCGACUGUUUGAAGAAAAGAGGUAUCGAGAAAUGAGGAGGAAGAACAUCAUUGGCCAAGUCUGCGACACCCCCAAGUCCUAUGAUAACGUCAUGCAUGUUGGCUUGAGGAAGGUGACCUUCAAGUGGCAAAGAGGAAACAAAAUUGGGGAAGGGCAGUAUGGGAAGGUCUACACCUGUAUAAGUGUCGACACCGGUGAGCUGAUGGCUAUGAAGGAGAUUCGGUUUCAGCCCAAUGACCAUAAAACCAUCAAGGAAACGGCAGAUGAGCUGAAAAUAUUUGAAGGCAUCAAGCACCCCAACCUGGUUCGGUACUUUGGUGUGGAGCUUCACAGAGAGGAGAUGUACAUCUUCAUGGAGUACUGCGACGAGGGCACGCUGGAGGAGGUGUCGCGGCUGGGCCUCCAGGAGCACGUGAUCAGGCUGUACUCCAAGCAGAUCACCGUGGCCAUCAACGUCCUGCACGAGCACGGCAUCGUCCACCGCGACGUCAAAGGUGCCAAUAUCUUCCUUACCUCCUCUGGACUGAUCAAGCUGGGAGAUUUUGGAUGCUCAGUGAAACUUAAAAACAACGCACAGACCAUGCCUGGGGAGGUGAACAGCACCCUGGGGACGGCAGCGUACAUGGCUCCGGAGGUCAUUACCCGGGCGAAAGGAGAGGGCCACGGGCGGGCGGCCGAUAUCUGGAGUCUGGGCUGUGUUGUCAUCGAGAUGGUGACUGGUAAGAGACCGUGGCAUGAAUAUGAACACAACUUUCAGAUUAUGUAUAAAGUGGGGAUGGGGCAUAAGCCACCAAUCCCUGAACGAUUAAGCCCAGAAGGAAAGGACUUCCUGUCUCACUGCCUGGAGAGUGAGCCCAGGAUGAGGUGGACAGCCAGCCAGCUCCUCGACCACGCCUUCGUCAAGGUCUGCACAGAUGAAGAGUGAAGCUAAGCAGCCUGGCCUGGUGGUGCGUGCUCUGGUGGAAAGCCCUCUCGAUCACUACUGUCUGUAACAUUUACAUGGACGCUGCUGAGAAGCAGCGCAAGCCUUUAACCUUCGGAGACUGAAGACUGCACAGGUGACAAGCGUCACUUCUCCUGCUGCUCCUGUCUGUCUGACGUGCACGGGGCCCUCCUGAGCGCGGUGUCCGCGAGGUCACAAAGCUGCAUGUCAAGUGCCAUUACUACUGUACACGGAUGUCGCUCUGUCGCCGCCGGGCCCCGCCUGGCUGGGAGCCCUGACGCCAGCGUCGUGGUGUUGACCUGCCGAGGUCCCAGAGCGCGGUUGCGCUGCCGGGUGUCCGGGGCUGCUGCUGACCUCCUGCUGUCGCGUGCACUGACUGGACCCGUGCCCCGCGUGGUUGUUGGCAGGCCGUGAGCUUGUGAUGCAGAGGCUGAUGAAUGAAAUUUAAGAUAAAGGUUCUUUUUUCAAUAAAUGGUCUAUUUUAGGAAAGCUCAGUUAUAUUGUCUUUUAAUGGUGACCAGCUUCAGAGCCAGCCGGCUACACUGCAGCGCUGUCUUCCCACGCGCCCCUGCCCAUGGGCAGCCCCCGGGCUGGAGGCCCCUGGACCCGGCGUCCUGCCGCCCCCCGGCCGCCCCUGAAGAGCAAGACGAGGGAGACAACACUAAGGCUGUAGAGCCCUUUUAAGUUAUUUUAUAUUAACCAGCAAGUUUACGAACAGCUAAAAUUUGGGGGCUCGGUUUAUUCUCAAACCCAUGUACAGGUGCUAGGUCCGUGUAAAUACUGCUGAGGAAAUUAUCUUUUUCAGAAUGUAAACAUUUCAGCAGUUCGUUUUCUAAAAUAGUCCAAAUUACAUGUCAUUGAUGGUGUUCUUUUAUUUCCUUUUGCUAUUAAAUUUUUUUUAAAGAUUGACCUUCAAGCUUCCUGAAAUCUUUUUAGAAGCUCCUGACUCACC